AUGCCUUGGCGCCCGCUCCCGCGGAUUGCCUUCGCAAUCUGCACUUAUCCCUUCCAACCUUCGUCCCCGGCCGACCUUCCGCUCGAAAUUGGAGAUGAGCUGUACAUAAUAGAGCAGGGAGGCAAGGAUGGGUCGUGGUACAGAGGCUAUCUGGUUGCGCCGCCGUCGCUGCUGGCGGGCCUGACUUCGGUCAAGGGCCAAACCUUGGAGGCGCGCGUCUUCUCGGGCAUCUUCCCUCGCUGUUGCGUCGAGGUGCGCGAGGUCCUUGGCGAGGGGAAGUCUCACGGCCAGGCGAGUGACCCAAAGGACUACUUUCAGGGACUAGAUCUUGGCCAGGGGACCGACCUGGACCACACGGGGAACGGCAUCCUCACACCCACCGAGAGCACCGGACGAUCGCGAGAAAACACCGGAAACCUCGGUCUGGUACUCGCCCCGAACCAGAAAUCUGACAGAAGACAGAGCAAACUGCUACGACAUGCCUCCCAACGGACCGCUGGCUCGGAGCACUCCAGAGGGCUCUCGCUUCCGCUCUCGCCUGUAUCCGUCAUGUCGCGAGACCCGAAUGCGCCGAAACCGCCCGCGCCUGUUCCGAUGCUGAAAAUAGGAGACGAAACCCCUACCUCUAUAUUGGAGCCAUUGGUCGACGAGAUUGCUUCUUGCUUGCGUGAAUGGCACUCCACGAAACUCCACGAGCUUCUGCUUGCGAGACGUUAUGGCACGGUGGAUAAAAUGACCAUGUUGGUGCAGAAGUUGGAUUCCGCCCGGAGGCAACUGCUGCACAAGAUCUUGACGAAGAAGGAGUUAGAGAGAGUGCGCGAGACAACCGUAUGGGACCUCGUUAGCGGUAACAAAAUGCUCUCUGGUGAGGUCAUUGUGCGAAACCCUUCGCAGAAGGGUCGGAUCAUGACUUCUGAGGAUUCUGCAAUCGAGAUCACUCGUCUGCAGUCCAUGAUGAGUUUGCUAGACGAACGUCCUCAACAGCCCAUCGACGAGCAUAUCCUACACCACAUCGCGGUUACGGUCAGACAUUUCUCAGGAGAAAUCAGACAGCCGACAACACUUUGUUUGCAUCUUGUUUCUAAGGCCCAAGGAUCCGCAGCAACACCAUUGUCCGAGGUAUUUUCGGUGGACCUGGGUAACCCAGAAGCGGCAGUGGCUGCUGUCGCGGAAGAGAAGAUGAAGACUUUGUUCACAGACCUGAGCUCGGUGGACGUAGGAGAAGGGUCUGGUGCCGGUGCAAGUCUUUACCUUGUUUUUAGGGUCCUCACCAAUGAGCCAGUACGAACUGCGGCAACACCGAUGCCACCAGUUACCCCGUCGCGCGAGGGCACUCCUAGCCCUGGAUCUAAUGGUCUCCACUCGUCCAACAGCGUCAAGGGCGGGAGGCGGAGCCUUAUGUGGGGCCAGAGAGUACGGAAAGCUUCCGAUGCUGAUGGGAGGGAAGUUUCUAGCAGACAAUCUAACGAGCAGCCACCGCCCACGCGCGCAACGACACCCAAGGAAGCACCGAAGGCCAUCAAACGCAUUAUGGGUAUCGGAGUACUAAGGGUAGAUCCGUUGGUUAGGGGAGAGCAGGAAGCCGAGCAAGAAGUAACGGUUUGGACUUCCAAUCUUCCUCUGGAUGAGAUGGCUGAAGAGUGUGAUUGGCAUGAAUUGAUUCCCGAAAUCAGCCCCAGCGUCACCGGGAGAUACAAGAAAUAUGCGAACAUGAACCGCCUGGCCGUUCAUGUCAAGGCUUUUGCGCAUGCGGAUGCCGAAGCCUUGAUCAAGAAGACGCCGACACUCCUCCACAACGUCAAUACGAGUAAGAAGAUCGGAUUUACGGGAGCCCCAACGAAGCCAAGGAGCGACAUCUAUCUCACGCUCAACGAACCGUUUUUGCCGCGCAAUGCCUUGCUUUCUCACCCUAAGAAUGGAGCUGUACCUCUCGGAACGAACCAAACCAUGGCAAACUUGCAGCUGACGCUGGAAGUACGCAAAUCAACUGGCGAACGGAUCGAAAACUGCAUUUUCCCUUCAGGAAAUAGCAUCGGCCACACUGCUUGGCGGACCACUGCAGUUGAGAGGGGCGAAUACUGGAACCUGACGAUUCGACUUGCGAUUCCUCCGGAGGACGUGCCUGGAUCUCACGUUGUCAUGAGCCUAGCGGAUGCCCCGGGUUUCCCCUUUGCUCUUUGCUGGAUGCCACUUUGGACGGACGAGGCUUUCAUCCGGGAUGGCGAACAUUGCCUUUGCUUGUACAAGUAUGACGAGUACACAUCAAGCAUGAUUUCUGGUCGUGGUGCCUACCUGUCGCUCCCGUGGGUCUCGAAGAAAAAGGAGGAAUCGGCCGGCGCCAUGGCAUCAUUAAGCCUUCGGACAUACCUCUGCAGCACCAAGUACUCCCAGGACCCGAACCUUUUAGCAGUUUUGAAAUGGCGCGACCAGGGAGCAAACGAGAUCGUGGACACGCUGAAGAGGCUGCUUUUCGUUCCUGAGAUUGAAAUCGUCAAGCUUUUGAACGAAGUUUUCGACGCUCUUUUCGAGAUCCUUGUCGAGUACGCUGGUGGAGAUGAAAUUGAGGAUAUGGUCUUCAACGCACUGGUCAACGUCCUUGGCAUCGUAUACGACCGGAGAUUCAACCUGGGUCCUCUCGUGGACCAGUACGCCCAGAACCAGUUCAACUAUCCCUUCGUGACAGCAUGUCUGAUCAGGAGCUUCAAUCGUCUUUUGUCUAGCCCUGCAGAUCCUGAGACCUCUCGUAAGCUGCGUGCCACGUUUAAGGUCGGAGUACACGUUUUCAAGUUUAUUAUGAAUGCGCGAGAGCAGCAAAAAGAGAAGGAAUCUGGCGUUGGUGUCACGAGUCGACAGACGACAUUCAUGAAAGACCUUCAAAACACUUUCAAGUCACUUGAGGCCCUGAUGACAAACCCGGCUCCGAUCCUUGUGGGAACCAAAACGCUUCUUGUACAGCAUUUCCAUACCUGGCUCCCCGAGCUCACGAUAGUCUUGACUCCGAAGGAGGUGCUGGACCUGGCAACCAGUUUCGUCGAUUCAUGCGCGCAGGUUCAGGGCAAGCUCAUUCUCUACAAGCUUAUCCUGAUCAUCAACUUCUCUCAAGUCGAGGCGUUCAAAAACGCUGAAACACGACCAACUCUGCUUUCAAAGACGGUCGGUUGGCUUGCGCCUCACUGGGGCAAGACCGCUGCGGUGACUCCGCAAUGGAAAGACCAAGUCCGACUGUGCUGCUCCGUCAUCGCUUCUCAAGUGAAUGACCUUGGCUCGGAAGCUUGCGAAUACAUUCCCAAGCUUGUGGAUUCUUACAUGGCGAUACAACAUACGCCUAGAUCUGCAAAGCAGUCUCUAUCACUCCUUUUCCCCACCUCCUAUCCCUUCCCCACAAAACAAACUACUACCAGCGCCGAGUUCGACGAGGCCCUCACUGAAAUCUUGGCCGUGUUGGCUGCCAUUACAAACCUCCCUAUUACGAUCCAUCCAGAUUUACAAAAGGAAGAGCUUUCGCAGUUCUUGUUCGACACUCUGCAGGUCUACAUCUCAAGCCUUGAAGGCGAGGCGUUCCCCAAGUCCUGGCUGAGCGUCAACAUUUAUCACCACAGAGCGACGAUGAAAGCUCUGGAGAAGCUUUGCGGCAUACUUAUUGACUCUUUCUUGCCACAUCCCGACGAUGCCGAUGACUUCAACACCGAGCUUUGGCGAGCAUUUUUCGAUGCCCUACUCCGACUUGUUGGCAGUGAUGCGCUUGCACUCGAGACUUUCCCCGAGCAGAAGAGACGCGCUGUGUGGAAGAUUGCCGGUGAUGUGCGUGAGCUCGGUGCCGAGUUGUUGCGGCGCAGCUGGGAAGCCAUCGGUUGGGAAACGACCCCCGAAGAUCGCAAGCAGUACGGCCUCGAGAAGAUGGGCGGUUACCAGGUACAAUAUGUGCCAGGUCUCGUCGCACCAAUCGUUGAGUUGUGCUUGAGUGUGCAUCAAGGCUUACGCAGUGUUGCCAUCGAGGUUCUGCAGACAAUGAUUGUCAGCGAAUGGACGCUGUCUCAGGAUCUUGCUCUGAUCCAGGCAGAGAUGAUCGACUGCCUCGAUCGCCUCUUCAAGACAAAGGACCUUACAGAAAGUAUCUUGCAAAAGCUCUUUAUCAACGAGCUCAUUGAUCUUUUCGAGCCGAUGGCGCAGGAUCCAGAUGAGCCUCUAUUCAGUGCUGUCAAGGAUCUUAUCAACACUAUUGAUGAGCUGCUUGAUCUGCUAGUAGCAGUCCACAGCAGGGAGGCGACCGGCGAGGUCUUCCAUAUCAUGGACACACUGCAUCUUAUGGAAUUCCUCAAGGACAUGCAGAAGGAGGAUAUUUAUAUCCGCUAUGUCCAUCAGCUUGCACAAAUCCAGAACGAUGCCGGAAACCCAACAGAAGCAGGUCUUGCGUUGCGCCUACACGCAGAGCUGUACGAUUGGGACCCGUCCAACAUGGUGGUCGCCCUCGACGAUCCACCAUUCCCGCUGCAGACCGCGUUUGAGCGGAAGGAACAACUUUACUUUGAGAUGAUCCAGUACUAUGAAGACGGUCUUUCAUGGAACAACGCUCUAGGUGCUUACACCGAACUUGCUGCGCAAUACGAACACAACGUUUUCGACUUUGCGAAGCUCGCACGUACACAACAUGCCAUGGCAACGGUGUAUGAGAGCAUCAGCAAGGGCGACCGCCAAAAUCCACGUUUCUUCCGUGUCGUUUACAAGGGUUUGGGCUUCCCUGUUGCGCUCCGGGAUAAGCAAUUUAUCUUCGAAGGCUCGUCCACAGAUUCGCGUGCGACGUUCAUGGACCGCAUGCAACAACAGCACCCUUCGGCGCAGAUCUCGUCUGGUGCUGGUGGGGAUGACGUUGAGGGCCAAUACUUGCAGAUAUACCCGGUGAGCGUACAGAAAGACCUGUUGCACCCGAUCUACCAGCGUCCGAAGGUUUCGCAGUCGAUUAGAGACUACUACGUCACGUCUAGGCCAACUCAAUUCACUAUGACCUCGAGGCGCCAGGCUAGCGAGGGCACUCUGAAGGAACAGGUUGUGAAGAGGACGGUCUACACAACCGCAGAAGCCUUCCCCACAAUCCUCCGGAGAAGCGAAAUAAUCGGUGUGGAGGAAGUAACGCUUACCCCGCUGCAAAGCUCGAUCGAACGCACUACUCGCAAGACGGCGGAGCUCGCUUCGAUGGAAAAGCGUCUCUCUGGUGGAGAAGACUCGGUGGUUCAAUCACUGACCGAGGCGCUGAUGCUGUCUGUCGAUUCCAACUCUCCGACAAGCGUUGCUCAGUAUCGGGAACUUCUUCCCAAGCCUCCACCACCAGCUGGGUCGGAUAUUUUCGAUGAGGAUGAACAGGAGGCGCCACCUUUACAACCGAUAGAAAACGCACUGAAGGUUGCCUUGAUGGAUCAUGCAUUGAUGGUGAAGAAGUGCCUUGGCUUGGCUAUUUUCUCGAGACCCGCGCAACAAGCGACCCUUGCGGAUCUUUCAGCACGUUUCGAGGUGACUUUCGGGCCCGAACUUGAAGCUCUCAACGCCAGCGGACAGAUCCCCUUCAUCAAAGCGCAGACCAACUCGUGGCUCAACGGCUCCAUUCCCGACCCAUCCGCCACUGCCGGUGCGCAAGACCCUCUGCAGCUCCUGAAGUCGGUGUCAAACGACCCGCUCAAAGCCGCUGCCGAAGUCCGAAGCACGCGCAUCGAAAAGAACCGACUCAGUCUGACGUUCCUCAAGCGCGGCUCGGUGUCGAACAUGAGCGCUAUGACGGCCGACAUGAAGAAGUCCUCUGCAUCCUUGGCCUUGGGUCUUUCAGCCGAUGAGGAGGGCAGCAGCGAUGCCGAUCGUCGUUCCCAAACAAGCCGCAGCCGUAGCAAGGACCCCGGCAGACGUAGGUUGAGCUUCUUACACGCGACCACCACGAACGACUCUGCUAGCUCGGCAAGGAGCAUCAGCGUCGAGCGGCCCAAGACGAGCAAGAGCGAUGGGCACAGCUCGAACCACGGACAAGGCGUGGCAGACAGAGUCACUGGAAACGUGAAGAAGAGGUUCAGCAUGCUGAACAUUGGGCGGAAGACGAGCAAAAACUCGUUUGGAGUUGGCGAUUCGGUGGCAGAGGAAUAA
This is a messenger RNA of Aplosporella prunicola CBS 121167, 6123 nucleotides long. RefSeq lists its product as uncharacterized. Gene Ontology annotation, cellular component: plasma membrane; cytoplasm. Bases 1 to 6123 code for a protein of 2040 amino acids. Gene Ontology annotation, biological process: small GTPase-mediated signal transduction. Gene Ontology annotation, molecular function: small GTPase binding; guanyl-nucleotide exchange factor activity. The transcript has 2 exons. The record is from RefSeq and is a predicted model, not a curated record. NCBI's taxonomy places the organism in Eukaryota, Fungi, Ascomycota, Dothideomycetes, Botryosphaeriales, Aplosporellaceae.